AGAACCCGUUUCCUUCCUUCAGUAUGUGGGUGCCGCGACCCCUCCUGCUGCUGCUCUCGGGGGCCCUGGCCCUGACCCAGACACUGGCGGGCCCCCACUCCCUGCGGUAUUUCUACACCGCCGUGUCCCGGCCCGGCGGGGAGCCCCGCUUCAUCGCCGUCGGCUACGUGGACGACACGCAGUUCGUGCGCUUCGACAGCGACUCGGCGAGUCCGAGGAUGGAGCCGCGGGCGCCGUGGGUGGAGCAGGAGGGACCCGAGUACUGGGAGCGGGAGACGCGGAACGCCAAGGGCGAGGCACAGACUUUCCAAGGGAACCUGAACAUCGCGCGCGGCUACUACAACCAGAGCGAGGCGGACUCUCACACCCUCCAGCACAUGUACGGCUGCGACGUGGGGUCCGACGGGCGCCUCCUGCGCGGGUACGAACAAUACUCCUAUGAUGGCGCCGACUACAUCGCCCUGAACGAGGACCUGCGCUCCUGGACGGCGGCGGCGGGCACGCAGGCUUGGAGAACCCAGCGCAAGUGGGAGCAGGACGGUGAGGCUGAGUACCUCAGGAACUACCUGGAGGGCAGGUGCGUGCAGUCUCUGAGGAGAUACCUGGAGAACGGAAACGACACGCUGCUGCGCGCAGAACCCCCCAAAAGACACAUCACCCACCACCCCUUCUCUAACCGGGAGGUCACCCUGAGGUGCUGGGCCCUGGGCUUCUACCCUGCCGAGAUCACCCUGACCUGGCAGCGUGAUGGGGAGGACCUGACCCAGGACACAGAGCUGGUGGAGACCAGGCCUUCAGGGGAUGGAACCUUCCAGAAGUGGGCGGCUGUGCUGGUGCCUUCUGGAGAGGAGCAGAGAUACACGUGCCGUGUGCAGCACCAGGGGCUGCCGGAGCCUGUCACCCUGAGAUGGGAGCCCCCUUCUCAGCCCACCAUCCUCACUGUGGGCAUCAUUGUGGUCCUGGCUCUUGGGGCUGUGGUCACUGGAGCUGUGGUGGCAGCUGUGAUCUGCAGGAGGAAGCGCUCAGGUGGGAAAGGAGGACAGUACACUCAGGCUGCAAACAGCGACAGUUCCCAGGGCUCCGAUAAGUCUCUCUCGAGCCCUAGAGUGUGAGGCAGCUGCCCCGCUGGGUUCCUCACAUCCCAGUGUUGUGACUCAAGAACUGCUGAUUCUCCUUCUGCCCUGGGACCUGAGUGUGUCUGUGUCCCGUCACACACUGUGAGGGGGGAGACUGGCCCACCCCUGCCCACGAGACCCUCCACACUGACCUGCGUUCUCUUCCCUGAUGCUCUGGGCUGUGCCAGCAGAGACAGGGUCAGCUGUCCCCAUCUGUGUUAGCUUCUUGUUUUCCUAAAUAGUUUCUCCCUUACUGAAAUCAGCAUCUGAUUUGCAUUUUUCUAAUUCCUGUUUUGUGGGGUUGAGGUUUAAUAAAGGAAAUCCCUGAAAUUUGAGAAGAAAAAUUUAAAAAUCUUGAGACCUUCCAUGUGUUUUCUGUUUUGAUUUGAGUCUGUCUGACUUGUGACCAGAGAGGCUGUGAGGGAAAGGGAGGGGACAGAGGUGUGCCCUGUCUGUCUCUGUCUCAGUCAUUGUGGGCUUUGAUGCACCUCCACCUCCUUUGUUGCUUUGGGGGAGGGGAGCGCCAUCCUGGUUCUGCAGUCAUGGGUCACUCCUGGUAGGCUCAGAUCAGAUCAGGUUGGCCACAUGCAAGGAAAGCGCCUCCCCUUGUACUGUCGCUCAGGCUCCCUCUAACCCCUGUGUCAUCUCCUGAAGUCCCAGUGUGUUCUAUUUUAAAAAUUUCUAAAUUCUGUAUCCCAGAGAUUGUGU
This is a messenger RNA of Sorex araneus (European shrew), 1823 nucleotides long. Its product is annotated as class I histocompatibility antigen, Gogo-B*0101 alpha chain-like. The coding region runs from base 24 to 1112 and encodes 362 amino acids. Gene Ontology annotation, molecular function: signaling receptor binding; peptide antigen binding. Gene Ontology annotation, cellular component: external side of plasma membrane. Gene Ontology annotation, biological process: positive regulation of T cell mediated cytotoxicity; antigen processing and presentation of endogenous peptide antigen via MHC class I via ER pathway, TAP-independent; immune response. The record is from RefSeq and is a predicted model, not a curated record. The transcript is spliced from 8 exons. Lineage: Eukaryota; Metazoa; Chordata; Mammalia; Eulipotyphla; Soricidae.